Molecule: messenger RNA, 1140 nt
Organism: Purpureocillium lilacinum
Lineage: Eukaryota; Fungi; Ascomycota; Sordariomycetes; Hypocreales; Ophiocordycipitaceae
Source: RefSeq, a predicted model, not a curated record
AUGGCGGAUGACCUCUUGCUCGAAAAGGUCCACGACCUGAGCGACCUUGAGCUGGCCAUCCUGCUGUGCCUGGUUAGCAGAGAACAUGGCAUCAUCAGCACCCCGUCGGACACCAUCGACGACCUGAUCGAGGAGUUGCAGCUGGUCGCGCGCAAGACAUUCGGCCUCAGCUGCGUCGUCAUCAACUGCCACGCCGGCACCACCCUCGAAGAAUUCGCAUCCGCGCUCCUCUACCUCCCCAAGCCCACCGCCGCCGCCGCCACCACGCCCGCCCGCACGCCGUCCUUCCAGGCGCGCUCCGACUCCGCCAGCUACUUCGUCGCCAACCCGCAGCAGCAGUCGCGACCCUCGCGCGGCUCCAUCUCGCCGCUCACUGUCCUCACCGGCGGCGGCGGCGGCGUGGGAGGCUUCGGCCCCGCCGCGCAGAUCGCAAACUGCGUCCUCGCGCGGAACCUCGACUGCGCGCCGCGCGCUGUCCAGAUCCAGGCCCUCGAGCUGCUGCGCACGCGGCGCAUCUUCACGCGCACGUCGGUCCAGGCUGCUCCCAAGCAGUUUGUCUUCGUGCCGGUGUUGGAGGCGGACAGCGGCGGCGAGGCGCACGUCACGCCGCAUCUCAACGACUUCUUUUCCCUGGCGCACUGGCACGACCCGGAAGAUGGGCUCGUGAACAUGGAGGAGGCGGCGGAUGACGCGGCGUCGGUGGAAAGCGUGGUCAGGAGUAAGCAUCAAGACGAGCUGCCGGCUGGCCCCUCCAUAUCCGAAUCGGAAAUCAGUCACCUGGCACAGCUGAGCCAGCAGGUUCAGGCCGACAUCGACGUCAUCCGCUACCAGAUGAACGUCGUCUCCUUCCUCCGAAUGCAUCGUGCCGUCGACCACGGCAUCACGCCGGCCGCCACGAAGCAUUUCGACAAGCUCAUGCGAUGCGUCGCGCCUCUGCACAAGCUCGAUUACGUGACGCCCGCACUCGUAGGGCUGGCUGCCAGAAAGGUCUAUCUGCACCGCAUACGCAUCACAUCGCCGGCAAAGGAAAGGAGCAUGCAGUGGGGCAGCAAGCUCGAGGCCGUACAAUCCAUACUCGACGGCGUCGGCCCGGAAGAAGUCAUAGAGGAGGUGCUGGAAAUGGUGACGGCGCCGCUGUAG